ACAUGUAUAAAUUAAAAAUUUUAUUUUUUAAUUCAUGAAAUCAAAUGAAAUUAACUUUAAUUCUUCAUCUCCAUUCGAGCUCCUCAUCCUCCUCCUCCUCAUCAUCCUUGGCUUCCUCUUCAUCACCCGCCUUCCUCUUCAUCAUCCCUCUUCAUCUUGGGUUCCCCGAGGAACCCAGCAUUGGAGGAACCCAGCAUUGGAGGAACCCAGCACUGGGUUCCUCGAGGUACCCAGUUGCUGGGUUCCCCGCGAGGAACCCAGAUUUGGGUUCCGCAGGGAACCCAGUUGCUGGGUUCCGCAGAGGUACCCAGUUCCUAGGUUCCCCACGAGGAACCCAAAACUGCGUUCCACGAGGAACCCAGUUUUCUUUUUAUAAUAAUUGUUGUGGGAUAUGUCUUGUUUGAUUUCAUGAUUCAUUGUUAUUGUUGUUAAAUCCAUGGAUUGGAAGUGUAAAACUCUUGCUUUUAAUCUAAAUAUUCUUCAUGAUGCUAGUGAGAAUCAGAUUGUUUCGUGGAAGAGGUUGAAUUUCUGUUUUUCUAUUGAGUUUGAAUGUUUGAAUGUCUAUUUCUGUUUUUCUAGAUUUGGAUUUCAAUUGGAUUUCAUGUUUGAAUGUUUUUAGCGUAGAAAUCCAAAUCUAAGGAGCACACUGAAUGAAUUCU
Messenger RNA from Rubroshorea leprosula, 659 nucleotides. The record is from the annotation of a GenBank genome assembly. Lineage: Eukaryota; Viridiplantae; Streptophyta; Magnoliopsida; Malvales; Dipterocarpaceae.